Molecule: messenger RNA, 5216 nt
Organism: Phyllostomus hastatus (greater spear-nosed bat)
Lineage: Eukaryota; Metazoa; Chordata; Mammalia; Chiroptera; Phyllostomidae
Gene: PCYT1A
Product: phosphate cytidylyltransferase 1A, choline
Exons: 10
Coding region: 221-1342 (373 amino acids)
Biological process (GO): CDP-choline pathway
Cellular component (GO): endoplasmic reticulum
Molecular function (GO): phosphatidylcholine binding; choline-phosphate cytidylyltransferase activity
Source: RefSeq, a predicted model, not a curated record
GCGGGAUUUCCGGCCGCUGUUCCUUCAGCUGCCUUUUUCGGGCGUUUCCCCACAACCUUCUUAACUUCCCUCGUCCGUGACUGCGCCCGGGAGAAAUCCGACGGGACAGGGAUCGAGGGAACGUGAACUGCAGCAGCAAAGUUGGUACUUCCAAGCAGGCAUCUAUUGGAACACUGAAGAAUAAAGCAAGCAGUGUGUCCUGGGAGGUGAGUCAGCAGAAAUGGAGCCAGAUUUUAAGAUGGAUGCACAGAGUUCAGCCAAAGUCAACACAAGGAAGAGGAGGAAAGAGGUACCUGGACCCAAUGGGGCAACAGAGGAAGAUGGGAUUCCUUCUAAAAUGCCACGCUGUGCAGUUGGCUUACGGCAGCCAGCUCCUUUUUCUGAUGAAAUUGAAGUAGACUGUAGUAAGCCCUAUGUCAGGGUAACUAUGGAAGAAGCCAGCAGAGGAACUCCUUGUGAGCGACCUGUAAGAGUUUAUGCAGAUGGAAUAUUUGACUUAUUUCAUUCUGGUCACGCCCGGGCUCUGAUGCAAGCGAAGAACCUUUUCCCUAAUACAUACCUCAUUGUGGGAGUUUGCAGUGAUGAGCUAACACACAACUUCAAAGGCUUCACCGUGAUGAAUGAAAACGAGCGCUACGAUGCAGUGCAGCACUGCCGCUAUGUGGACGAGGUGGUGCGCAAUGCCCCCUGGACCCUGACACCGGAGUUCCUGGCAGAACACCGGAUCGAUUUUGUAGCCCAUGAUGACAUCCCUUAUUCUUCUGCUGGAAGUGAUGAUGUUUAUAAGCACAUCAAGGAAGCAGGCAUGUUUGCUCCAACACAAAGGACAGAAGGUAUCUCCACAUCAGACAUCAUCACCCGAAUUGUCCGGGACUAUGAUGUGUAUGCCAGACGGAACCUGCAGAGGGGCUACACGGCAAAGGAGCUCAAUGUCAGCUUUAUCAACGAGAAGAAAUACCACUUGCAGGAACGGGUUGACAAAGUAAAGAAGAAAGUGAAAGAUGUGGAAGAAAAGUCAAAAGAAUUUGUCCAGAAGGUAGAGGAAAAAAGCAUUGAUCUCAUUCAGAAAUGGGAGGAGAAAUCCCGAGAAUUCAUUGGAAAUUUCCUGGAAAUGUUUGGUCCAGAAGGAGCACUGAAACAUAUGCUGAAAGAAGGGAAAGGCCGGAUGCUGCAGGCCAUCAGUCCAAAGCAGAGUCCCAGCAGCAGCCCUACUCGUGAACGCUCCCCCUCGCCCUCUUUCCGAUGGCCCUUCUCUGGCAAGACUUCCCCUCCUUCCUCCCCAGCAAACCUCUCCAGGCACAAGGCUGCAGCCUAUGAUAUCAGUGAGGAUGAAGAAGACUAAUUUUUCAUCCCUCCUUUCCUUUCCCCUCCCCAUGUCCCAUCACCUUCAGAAGCUCUCUGUUGAAUUCCAAAUUGUGGUCCCAACAAUAAACCUAAAGACAGCUACAAAGGAAAGACAAUUGGGGCAAGAGGACCUCAGAUGGGGGGAGCAGACAGCCCAUCCUCCAAGAGACAUCACCCACCCACACCGAGGAGGCUGACCACACCUUAGAAGCCUGUUCUGCAUCCGUGUACCCUUCCCACGGACUUUGCUUUACUGUUUAUGUUCAUGUGACCUUGACAGGGAAAUUGUCAUUUUAUUAAUUUUUUUAAAAAUCAGUCCUUUAACUACAAUUAAUAGAACUAAUUCUUUUGCUCCUCAGGAGUGGGCAAAAGGAACUGGUACAAUACCCAGAGGCCUUUUCUUCCUGAUACACUAUAGGGUUUGCCUUCUGUUCUGAGGCAAACUGGCUGGCCAAGUCCUUCCAGCACUGGCCAUGCUGAUGAGUGACUUUGGGGCAGGCAGGGGCUGGGGGGAUAUAGUUUUGGUUUCCUUAAAAAAAAAUACUAAAAGCCGGGUAAUUGUCACAAAUCCCCUAACAGUGUUGCUGGCACAUGUGCCGGUGUGUCUGUGAGAAGAAGAAGAGCUAAGCCUAACUGUUCUUGCUCCCUGAGGAGUUUCUUGAUGGACCCAGUGGGGUCCCUGAAGACACUGAUGGCAUCAGCUCUGGCUUUUCUGCUGUGUUCAUCUUCUCAGAAAAUUCUAUUGCCCGGCUAUUUGGGAGCUCUUGUUGAUCUCUUUCCUGGAAUCUAUUGUUAAAGGAAGGGACACUUCCAGGUUUACUGUGAUUGUGGAGGGGAGUGGGACAAUACUCAAUCCUACACAAAGUUAUUUCAGGUUCCUUUUCCCCCUGGAGCAAGUCCCUGGUCCUGCUGCUCCUAUUUCUGUGCUCAUUACCUAGCUUUUUACAAAAGGUGCUUUGUAAAUGUCUGCAAUGUCAACAUGAUCUCUUAAUCCACAUUGCUCACAUCAAUUGAAUAUUUAGAGAGAUUUGCAUAGAGCUUUAGGUGUAAAAGCAUAAGAGAACAUCCACCUUCCUAUCUUGACUCUGCCCCUCUUAAGAAUGUUCUUGACUGGAACCAGUGCCCCACAGGGUUUGUUUUCCUCUGAGAGUGGCAGCUGGCAGGGACUUACUUCCCUCCACCACCCCUUCCAGUGAGCUACAAAGAAGGGUUCCCAUUACAAGGAUAUGGUAAGCUCUCUCCCUCCCUUCCACAUGUGCCUGGUGGUUAUGGCCUCACCUCUCCUGUUAGGUUCCCUGGGGGGAUUCAUCACUUAAAUUUCACAUCAGAGAAUGCUGAAGCUUGACGCUUGCUGUUGGGCUUGAGCUCAUUUUAAACCUCCAGCAUCCUACAGCUACAUGACUUAGCAGAUCACCAUCCAUCAGUAAUCCUGUAGCUGGGUUUAGGGGAAGACUGCUUCCGUCCAGGCCCCACCCUGUCACUCAUAAAUACCCCUUGUGGGGGUGGAGUUUUAGUGUUUUCAGCUAAGAAAACCACAUUUUAUCUUGCCCAUGCUAGGGCUGUGAGUAUGUCAUAGUCAUCUCCCUUAAUACUUCCUGGUGGGAAAACCUGCCUGCCUGCACACUGGACCAACUAGGUUCUCAAAACCUAGGAUCACCCAGAGGCAGAGCAUGGCAGAGUGUAGGGACACAGAGGGGAACCUCUUGUCCUGAUGGCCUGUGAAAACUACAUUUCUAUCUCUUCUCAUGAAGUGCUACUUUUACUAUCAAAUCUGGUUUACACGAGCUUUGGCUUGGCAUCCUUUUUUUUUUUUGAAAUAGGUGAAGUUGAUGUUUGCCUACAUUGCCCAGCCUCAUAUGAUCACGUUUUAACUUUUCAGCUUUAAUCUUCCUUCUUUGGGAAUUUUACCUAUUUCCUUCUUAUUCCCCCUGAUACAGAAAGGUAGUGAAGUCACCUCUGAAGCCCACCUACUUGUUCCCUCCGGGUACCCAUUAUGCUGUAUAUUUUGAAAGGGAGAUGCCCAGAAGGUGGUUUUCCUCCCUGUAGUCACUCCUCUCAAGGAUAUUGUCUGCGUCUCUGAGCUAUGGGCCCUCCUCCUCUGCUCUGUCAUUGGGCGGCUUUUGGCAUACCUGGCCCUUGGAGUGUGACCUCUAGGCUGAAACCUCUGUGAGAUUCCUAGUGCCAGCACGUGCACACAUUCUUGGAAAACUCCUUUGCCCCUUUUGGUUGGUGAGCCUCUACAGCCUCAGUCUCUUAACACUAGUAUAUUUCAAUAAUUUUGACUGAAAGUAAAAACUUUUAUGGCAUGGCAUGUUAGAUACUAUGGGAUAAAUGUGAUCCUAGGUGCUGGAUAAGGAUGGUGGAUGCAGGAAGCUGUUGGGAUGAUGCAUUGUUUGAUAAGUUGUGCCUAAUUAAAUGGGGUUAGUGGUUUGCAUUACCACAGCCAUACCUGUGACUUGUAAAGCUAGUAUAAUGUUUGAGGUUGUGGAGCUAUUUCUCUGAAUGCCACACACAAAGCUGUCAGCCUAAAUAGGCCAAGUGUGGCAGAGAUGGUAGAUCUUUAAAAUCUGAUUGGCCUCAGUCUCUCUGAGUUGGCCCCACUGUGCAAGAUGGAAGGAGAAUGGAGAAGGAAGCCCUAUCACUGGGGCCAAGGAGGUGCCAUUUCAGCAGUUCCUUGGAGAGGAGAUGAGCAGGAAGUUUGAUUUUUUUAUAAACUAGGCUCAGUAGCACUGAAAAAUAGAGGCUUAAACUUUAGAGGAAUAGAAAUGGAUCAUUUGUACUGCUACAGCUGCUUCUGAUAGCUCCAGUCAAAGACCAUUAUUUUGCUGAGACUUGGGUAAAAAGGUUGGGGAUGUGAGGAGGCUGAAAAUCCUGCAAAGGAGAAAAUAUAUGAGUGAGGGCAAGAGAACUUUUGACCUUUUCUGAUUGCUGAUAACUUCUUGGGCAACACCUGAGUUACAUUUUUAAAAUUUUACUGUGACCUCACAGCUGGUUAGCAGUUUCUGGGUAUUCCCUCUAAAAUAGAUCUUCACAGUUCUUUUGUUACUCUUUCUUCAUUAUUUUGAUUUGUGGGUAACUUUUGAUUUUUCUGGAGCUUAUUGCCUAAUCUUCUUCCAGAUCUCAUAUUUAAAAUCUUUCCAAAUCAAUUAUACUUUGCUGAUUUUCUUUAAUUCCUAAAAGCCAUAGCUUCUACAUUUUCUGUCAGCAUACACUCUUACCAGAAGUUGAACCAAUACAUGCAGAAAAAAAAAUACUCCCUUAACAAUAUUUUUAACUGAUGGUAUUUUUUAAGCUUACCAAUAUAAGUAUUUUUGAAGGUUAUAUAUUUUCAAAUCAUACGAUGAUUAUUCUUGUUUUCUCUUGUAGAAUAGAUUGUCAUGGGGUAGAGAGUGGUCCCUAGCUUCUAUUUAUCCAAAUAAGUAGAGCAUGUUCUCAGGAUUAUACUAUUAAAUGCUAAUUUUCUUUAAAAGAAGAAAGAUUUUUCUGUCUGCCAAACUUCAUACUCAGAUUGGGGUAGAAAAGUAUGAGGCUUAACAUUAAGUAAGGAUUACUCAGGUUGUGGUCCUUUAGGUUUGAAGUGGGAUUUCCCACCCUCUUUCAGAGGCACUGACUGUCUUGAACACAGAGACUUGAUUGGGUGGAUUUUAUGUUUUUUGGUAUUGAGGAACCUGAAGAAAAAAAAUAGCCUUGCAAAGAAAUGCUGGCCUCAGCACGAAAGUUAACCCCAUCCAUCACCAGAGCUGACAUCCACAGGAAUGUUUUCCUCAACUGGUGUUCAGUAUAUUGUUUUCCUGUCUGAGUGUUAUUAACUUGUUCAGAGUUAUUUUGGCUUUUGUCAUUUAGCCAAAUAAAAGCAAAGUGGUUUUACCUAA